UGUCAAUCAUGUGAGAAGGGGGAGUAUCUACUGAAAUCCUGUGAAACUGACCAUGGUCCAUCAAAAUGUCGACCCUGUCCUACAGGUACAUUCAUGGACAAGGAGAAUAAUUUCAAAUAUUGUGCUGAUUGUAGACCUUGUCAAUGGGGUCACGAAACCGUUACUGAAUGUAGUAGAGCUAGUAAUACAGUCUGUCAAUGUCCAGUAGGUAAAUAUUGG
This is a messenger RNA of Lottia gigantea (owl limpet), 219 nucleotides long. RefSeq lists its product as hypothetical. Gene Ontology annotation, molecular function: protein binding. NCBI's taxonomy places the organism in Eukaryota, Metazoa, Mollusca, Gastropoda, Lottiidae. The record is from RefSeq and is a predicted model, not a curated record. Gene Ontology annotation, cellular component: plasma membrane. The transcript has a single exon. The annotation marks the transcript as partial.